Messenger RNA from Triticum dicoccoides, 745 nucleotides. Its product is annotated as cysteine proteinase inhibitor 4-like. Gene Ontology annotation, molecular function: cysteine-type endopeptidase inhibitor activity. Bases 79 to 537 code for a protein of 152 amino acids. The record is from RefSeq and is a predicted model, not a curated record. NCBI's taxonomy places the organism in Eukaryota, Viridiplantae, Streptophyta, Magnoliopsida, Poales, Poaceae. The transcript has a single exon.
GCAGCACAGCUCCAGUGCUAGUAAGUAGCAGCACUGCACCAGCAGUGAUCUUGCCAACACACACACAGUGCACGUGAAAUGGCUCGGGUGAUCGGUGCCUCCGGAGCCUGCACACUCCUCCUCGUCCUGCUCGUGGCGUGCGCUGCGUCCGCAGCGCGCACCGAACCGGGCGCCGCGCGGCAGCUGUGGGACGACGGGAGGAAGGUCGGGGGAAGGACGGAGGUGAGGGACGUGGAGGGCGACAGGGAGGUGCAGGAGCUGGGGCGGUACUCCGUUGAAGAGCACAACCGGCGCCGGGAGGAGGGCUGCGAGGGCAGCGGCGGCGUCUGCGGCCGGCUGGAGUUCGCCCGCGUGGUGUCGGCGCAGCGCCAGGUGGUCUCCGGAAUCAAGUACUACCUCCGCGUCGCGGCCGCCGAGGAAGGUGGCGCGGGGAGCAACGGCGUCAGCGACGGCCGCGUGUUCGACGCCGUGGUGGUCGUGAAGCCCUGGCUCCAGUCCCGCGCGCUGGUCAGGUUCGCGCCGGCCGACUCCAAAUGAGCAGCUGCAUGCGCGGUCGGACGAACUUGCGCGCCAGAGUAUGCAAUGUACGGAGUACACUCGAAUAGCGAAGUGUGAGCUAGAGUUGACCGCCAGAGUAUACAGGCGGUCAAAGUUUUGUAAGGUCUGCCGGAUAAAAAAGUUUUGCAAGAAGAGUUGGGGGAGUGUCGAAAUAAAUACAAUAUACGAUAAGAAUGUUUUGCUUCUA